This is a messenger RNA of Neoarthrinium moseri, 1098 nucleotides long. RefSeq lists its product as uncharacterized. NCBI's taxonomy places the organism in Eukaryota, Fungi, Ascomycota, Sordariomycetes, Amphisphaeriales, Apiosporaceae. The transcript has a single exon. The record is from RefSeq and is a predicted model, not a curated record. The coding region runs from base 1 to 1098 and encodes 365 amino acids.
AUGGAGCUCCCACGCUGGCUUGUGCCACCCAAGUCCAGGUUCCAGAAAGCCAGGUGGGUUCGGCUUUCGGUGAGCGUCGGUUGCUCUGUCGCUGCUCUUUUCUUCAUCAGGGCUCUGAUGAAUAAUGACAUCUUGAUGCUACCGUCCGUCUCGUACCGAAGACCGCCAAUCCCCAACAUAGUGCAUUACACCAUGAUGAUGAGAGACGAGUUAUCCGAGUUCGAUAUCAACUUCGUAAGCUUCCUAUCCGUGUACAGCGCCCUCCGAAUGCUCAAGGCGCCCCGAAUCUACAUACAUACCGAUUUCAACGAAACCAUGAUAAGGCAGGCUCGUGAGGAAGGCUCCAAGUGGACACGCAAGCUGUUGAAUGAUUUUCCAGAGAUCAUUAUGAACCACGUGCCAGUCAUCACACACGCCAAUGGCAAAGAAAUUACUGCCGUCGAGCACCGAUCCGAUAUGGUCAGAUUCAAUCAGAUAUACGACAAGGGUGGACUUUAUUUGGACUUUGACGUUUACGCUCUACGCGAUGCACGGGUGCUCCGGGAGGCUGGUUUUAACAAUGUCGUCGGUCGGCAAGCUGACGGUGGACUGAACAACGGUUGUUUUAUGUCAAGGCCCAAGUCCGCGCUGGCAUAUAUCAUGAAGCGGGAUCAGUGGACAACAUUCGAUGGUGGUUGGCUUACACACUCCGUCGUUUUGCUCACACAAAUCUCGGAACGACUGGUGAAGUCGCCAGGUGAGGUUCUCAUCUUGGACCAACUGGCCAUGGCCCCUUGGGGGUGGGGCGACGAAGACCACAAGCGCAUGUAUCUUCCACACAAGGACACUGUGCCUCAAUUUCCUCAGGUUAAUGAUCCAACAGAAGACCCUAUGGCGAGAUGGCAGGAUCGUGUCCGAGGGAAUGAUUGGGAAUUGGACUUCAGCUCGACUUACUUCUUGCAUGCAUUCCGCCCACAUGGCGGUUCAUUACCGGGCUUUGAUGGAGUCUCUGUAAAGUACAUUCUGGAGAGGAAAUCCAAUUUUGCGUUGGCAACUUGGCACAUCGUUCAAAUUGGACUCAAAGAAGGGGUCUUUGUUGAAGAUGAUAACGAAAUAUAA